AUUGGUUUUGAUUUGCGCGUUGCAUAUGUCCGGAUUGUGCUCAGCGAUAUACGAAGACAGUGGACAGUCUGAACAUUACGUUUCCCCUCCAAUCUCGCGACUUCAUUGUUCUACACAUUAUGCCGUGAAACGGCAGGAGCGAUGCUUUGGAAGACCACGGCUCGGAAAGGACACCCUCCGCUCUUACUGUGACAGUAUUGCCGCGUCUUCCACAGAACACUCAACACGAUGCCGCUGCUACUGAAUCUACAUGUACAUCGAUGACCUGAUUUGGCCGUCUGCUCACACAUUGCGAUAUUUCUAUGGACAACGUGGCUGUGCGGGCCAGCAUGGAGUCGCUCACCGAUCAUCUUGUACGAUCGAAAUGGACUCUGAUAUCCGGCGGUGUUGCGCUUGGACUCUUCAUCCUGUGGCGUAGCCAGCACGAUCGCGCGUCGCAAAAGAGGAUCAAGGCUGCAACGGCAACAGAACCAUCUUUGCUGAGGAAGCACACCACAUACGAAGCCUACAAUACACCCUCCCAUUUUACUUAUCCCAAGAUUCGCACUUUCUACAAAGAGCAUCAGCAGGCCUCAAAGCUCCCUCGGGACAUUCCGCUGCUGGUUUUCAUCCAUGGACUCGGCGGUAGUGUCGCACAGUUCGAACCCUUACUCACCAGUCUCAUCAACGUGGCGUCGUGUCUCGCCAUCGACCUUCCAGGAUGCGGACUCUCUGACUUUUCCCCCAAGGAUCCUCGUGCAUAUACCACACUCGCACUGGCCGAGUUGGUGGUAGCUGCCAUCGACAAAUUCCGUGACGCACAGAAUGGCCAGAAGGUUGUGUUGAUAGGCCACAGCAUGGGCUGCUCGAUCACGGCUUUACUUGCAUCAUCUGCUUCUCCGUUGCACUCAUCAACAAAAGACUUUGUAGCCGGCAUGGUCUCCAUAUGCCCGCGAGCCACAUCUUUCAGUGCCGCGGAAGUGUUAACACUAAAACGGCUACAAGGAUUGCCGACGUACAUCUUCGACUUAUUUCGAUGGUAUGAUCGCCGCGGCGGCAUCAACAGUCGCAGCGUCAGUCGAAUGGUUGGGGAAGCCGCAGAUGAGGACACGAGGAAACUCCAGCUUCAAUUCAAUGAGCAAUCCCAGUCCGCUGUCUUCCAACUGAUGGCUGCAGGAGGGGUAGGCCGCUUUGAGCUGCCCGGUCAGGAUAUUUGGUCGACGAUCAAGGUACCGCUAUUCCUUGUCGCAGGCCAAGCAGACCAUCUCACGCCGGUCGCCGAAGUGGAACAAAUCAACACGUGGCUUACCGAGCGGGCUCAUGGCUCUCCACAGCCGGCAAGGACCAUUAGAAGCGUACCCUUACCUACUGUCGCAGGGGACACCCUGGGACUCCAACGCAAAGCCCAGACCAACGCCAUCGAUCUCGAUCGUCCAAGGAUGGACAGUGGAACCGCCAUUCAAGACGAACACACAGCAACCAAGCACUCCUUCGCACUAAAAACCACCAUCUUCCCCGCGCCAUCCGGCCACGGCUUGAUGUACGUGUCCUCCACCGUCCGCGUCCUCUCCGGCAUGAUCGAAAACUUCCUCGCCCGCCACGUCGACGAACGCCUGGGACAAGGCUGGCAGCUGCAACACCUCACCACCUCCGGCAAGUGGGACGUGAAGAACCUCAAAAAGUGGCAGUCCAUCGACGCCUGCAGCGCGCCCAUUGCCGGCUUGUUCCGCGCCAUGAAGACGAUGCGCGAAGUGGACGAUGUGCAUUGUCCGAAGGAGUUCGUCAAGCAUUUCAGUCGCAACGCUGUCGAGGAUGGGGUGGCGAUAGUGGUGGACAUCAGUCACGAAACGCCGGUUUACCAUCCGAAGGGAUUGGAGGAUGCGGGGGUGGAGUACCACAAGUUUCCGACUGUGUCGAAGGAGACGCCGAAAGCGGAGGAGGUGCAAGGCUUCAUUGAUCUAGUUGACAAGAUCCGGGAGACGAAGAUGGUUGUCCCGCCGGCGACGAUUGGCGUUCAUUGUCAUUACGGAUUCAACCGCACGGGCUUUUUCCUCAUAUGUUACAUGGUGGAGCGCCUGGACUACCGCUUACAAGACGCCAUUGCCGAGUUUGCAGAGAAGCGGCCGCCGGGCGUGAAGCACUCGCACUUUGUCAACGAACUGUAUGUGCGGUAUGCUGUUCAUAUGGAAAGACGGGGCACUGUCGUUGGCUAGCUGAGUAUUUUGAACUGUCGUUGAACGUUAACGACUAGACGCUGUCGCUUCCCCGACAACUGGAGAGAAAGUCGUGACACUGCUUACUCUCUUCGUGUGUGCAAUUGAGGGCCUUGUCACGCAUGUAAUGAGAUGAUUCAUCAUAGACUAUCAGCAAGCAUCCGUGUGCACUCAUUCCACCCGCCGACCGCCCCUCGCACAACCACAGAUAACAUAUACUUGCUACCCGAUUCGACCAAAGAAGGUCGGCAA
Messenger RNA from Neohortaea acidophila, 2444 nucleotides. Its product is annotated as dual specificity phosphatase catalytic domain protein. Gene Ontology annotation, biological process: 7-methylguanosine mRNA capping; dephosphorylation. Gene Ontology annotation, molecular function: mRNA guanylyltransferase activity; protein tyrosine/serine/threonine phosphatase activity. Lineage: Eukaryota; Fungi; Ascomycota; Dothideomycetes; Mycosphaerellales; Teratosphaeriaceae. The transcript has 3 exons. The record is from RefSeq and is a predicted model, not a curated record. The coding region runs from base 303 to 2192 and encodes 629 amino acids.